Malaclemys terrapin pileata is the source of this 1199-nucleotide messenger RNA. RefSeq lists its product as uncharacterized. The record is from RefSeq and is a predicted model, not a curated record. Bases 194 to 1000 code for a protein of 268 amino acids. The transcript has 3 exons. Lineage: Eukaryota; Metazoa; Chordata; Testudines; Emydidae.
CGCUCCCAGUUCAGUGCAAGGGGCGGGCCUCAGUGCGGGAGGAUCUUGCCUGGUAGCCACCAAGAGGGAGCCUCUGGAGGUUGCAGAGUACAUGGGAAUAUGAGCAUGGCUACAAUAAUCGCAUUCAUCAUACUUAAGUUUGAAUCUCAUUUCCUGUUUGGACAUCGUGGGGAGCUCAGCAGCACUGGCAACGAUGCAGAGUUCUCCAGCAGAGGUGACCAUGCAAUCUCAAAAUAGAAAGAGGGCCCCAGCAUGGACCGAUCGGGAAGUCUUGGAUCUGAUCGCUGUGUGGGGUGAUGAGUCCGUGCUUUCGGAGCUGCGAUCGAAAAGACGGAAUGCAAAAAUCUACGAGAAGAUCUCAAAAGCCAUGACAGAGAGAGGAUACAGCCGGGAUGCAACGCAAUGCCGCGUGAAAAUCAAGGAGCUGAGACAAGCGUACCAGAAGACCAAAGACUCAAACGGACGCUCCGGAUCCCAGCCCCAGUCAUGCCGUUUCUACAAGGCACUGCAUUCCAUUCUAGGUGCGGCCGCCACCACUACCCCACCACUGACUGUGGACUCUGAGGAUGGGAUAUUGUCGACGGCCGCUUCCUCUGAGAUGUUAGCGGACAGGGAAGAUGAGGAAGGUGAGGAGGAGGAGGAGGCAGUCGACAGCGCUUACAACGCUGAUUUCCCAGACAGCCAGGAUCUCUUCAUCACCCUCACAGAGAUCCCCUACCAACCAUCCCCAGGCAUUAACCCGGACCCUGAAACAGGGGAAGGAUCAGUCGCUGCCAUCCUACCCUGCCAUCCCCCUCACAGGGGCUGGCGCAGAUUAGGCGUAGAAAGAAAAGGACACGGGACGACAUGUUCUCAGACCUUAUGGGCUGCUCCCGAGCUGAGUCGGCACAGCAGACCCAGUGGAGGGAGAACAUGUCGCAAUACCAGCGAGCACACAGCAAACGGGAAGAGAGGUGGCGGCAGGAAGACCAGCAGGCGACUCAAACGCUGCUUGGACUAAUGAGGGAGCAAAUGGACACGCUCCGGCGCCUUGUGGAUGUUCUGCAGGACCGGAGGCAGGAGGACAGAGCCCCGCUGCAGUCUCUCUCUAACCGCCAUCCCCCGCCACAAAGUCCCAUACCCCCCUCACCCAAAGUCCCAAGAAGGAGGGGCGGCAGGUGCCGUGAAAACUGUCACUCCACCCCUGCAGACUGCUCAAG